AUGGCCGUGUCCUACCCGCUUCUUGCGGCAUCAGCCGUUGGAGUUGCCACUCACUUGCUAUACUUCAAGAAGGGAGAACAUCACGUCGCUCCCCAGCGUUAUGUCAUUGCUCUUGCAACCAGCCUCAUCACCGGCGUGAUCCUAACCGGGUCUUCCAUCUUCAACGAGAAGCCAGGCGUCCAAGCGGGCUGGACAUCAGCCAUCAGCUCCUCGAUCCAGAUUCACACAUGCUUCCUCUUCGGCCUCUACUCAAGCCUCAUCACGUACCGCCUCUUCUUCCACCCGCUAAACAAAUUCCCCGGCCCCCUGGGCGCUCGCAUCUCGACCUUUUGGCUGACGUACCGCGUUCGCGGCCUUGAUGCCUGGCGACAAGUCGCCGCCCUUCACGAGCAGUAUGGCCCAUUUGUCCGCAUCGCCCCCAGCGAGCUCUCCAUACGCAACCCAAGGGCCGUGGCGGCCCUCCACGGCCCGGCAUCAAGGUGCGAAAAGGGACCCAUCUACGACGUGACCAAGCCCAUGACGUCUCUGCACAUGUUUCGCGAUCGGGCUAUCCAUAAUGACCUCCGUCGAGUCUGGAGCCAGGCGUUUAGCGAUCGGGCGCUCAGGGGGUAUAACCAGCGGAUGAGUGCGUACCGCAGCGUCCUGCUUGGUCGGAUCCAUGCUGCCAAGGGCGAGUCGAUGGACAUGGCAAAGUGGUUCCGCUUCUAUGGCUUCGAUGUCAUGGGCGAUCUCGCCUUUGGGAAGUCAUUCAACAUGCUCGAGACGUCUCGGAACCAUUGGGCGAUCGACUUGUUGGAUGCGGGGAUAUUGCCGCUGGCGCUGCAGUUGCCGGUUUGGCUGCUGAGGUUCGGGAUGAACAUGCCCGUGAUAUCGAGAGACUGGUGGACGUUUAUUGGAUUCUGUCGAGACAGGCUGCAGAGUCGGAUGAGGUCAGAGCCGGAUGUGCCUGACAUCAUGUCGACUUUGCUGGGGCCACUCAAGGGGAGGGACGUGACUCAAGAAGAGUUUGAUCUGCUGAUUGGAGAUGCCCAGCUGGUCAUUGCAGCAGGAAGCCAUACCACGGCCGCAAGCAUGGCUUCCAUCGUGUACGAAUUGGCAAAGCAUCCGGAACACAUCGACAAGCUGCGCAACGAGCUUGCGCCUUUAGUCCGUGAUUCAAAUCUUGACCCCUCGCCAGACGAGUUGGCGCAUCUCGAGCAUCUCAACGCUGUCAUCAACGAGACGCUGCGGCUUCACCCUCCAGUGCCGACAACGAUAUGGCGUGUCACGCCUCCUGGUGGUGUCAUGAUUGGAGAUGUCCACGUUCCUGGAGGCAUGAAUGUGACGUGCCCACAGUAUGCAGUCGGCAGGAGCGAAGCCGUGUAUUCAAAAGCAGACUCGUUCGCUCCGGAACGCUGGUACCAGUUCCCGGAGAUGAUCAAGGACAAGGAUGCGUUUGCUCCCUUUUCGAUGGGCCCGUUUGGCUGCAUUGGAAAGCGGCUGGCACUGAUGGACAUUCGUCAGGUGAUUUCAAGGCUGGUUUGGGCCUUUGAUGUUGCAUUUGCUCCCGGGGAAGAUGGAACGUCAUUCGAAGGGGAUGCCCUCGAUGCUUUCAUGGUGACCUAUGGAGCGCUGAGACUGACGUGCAAGGCCAGGGAAGGUGUCUAG
Messenger RNA from Trichoderma reesei QM6a, 1647 nucleotides. Its product is annotated as cytochrome P450. Lineage: Eukaryota; Fungi; Ascomycota; Sordariomycetes; Hypocreales; Hypocreaceae. The record is from RefSeq and is a predicted model, not a curated record. Bases 1 to 1647 code for a protein of 548 amino acids. Gene Ontology annotation, molecular function: oxidoreductase activity, acting on paired donors, with incorporation or reduction of molecular oxygen; heme binding; monooxygenase activity. The transcript has 4 exons.